Messenger RNA from Sorex fumeus (smoky shrew), 798 nucleotides. Its product is annotated as translation initiation factor IF-2-like. The record is from RefSeq and is a predicted model, not a curated record. Bases 1 to 798 code for a protein of 265 amino acids. The transcript has 3 exons. NCBI's taxonomy places the organism in Eukaryota, Metazoa, Chordata, Mammalia, Eulipotyphla, Soricidae.
AUGCACGGGAGCGAGAAACUUCCUGGCGGCGCUCGAGGGGAAAGGGAAGCGCCGGGGAGGCGGCCGGGCGACUGCGGGCCCCCACGGCCCCUCCAGCCCCUGCCGCCGCCGCCGCCGCCGCGCCUUCACCACCCCAGUUCCGGCCACCCCCACCGCAGCCACCGCCGGUGCCGCUGCUGGGGCUGGGGCCACGGCAGCCGCUUCAUCCUCCACGGGGCGGCAGCGGCAGCGGGGAGGGGGAGAAAGGAAGGCGGGGCCGGGAGGAGGAGCGCGCGCAGGAAGGGCGGGGGAGGAGGCGGGCGGCGGCACUGCGCAGGCGCCUGCGCGGCGCGGGCCCCCGCGAGGCGGGCGGGAGGCGGGCGCGGGGCGGGCCGGCCCGGGCGGGAGGAAAGGGAAGAGUCGGAGGGAAGGAAGCGGCGGGGACGGGCCGUGCGCACCGCACACACCGCGCGCCGCGCGUUCGAGCGCGUGGCGGCCCCGGGGCGGCUGUCCGCGGCCGGCUGCCCUGGGCUUUGUCUGAUGGCUCAGCGGGGACAGGGACGGGGGGCCGGGCUGGGCCGGCCAGACCUGGAAGACGCAGGAUCGGGAAAAGAAGAUGCGGCGCUGCCGGUUCCGUACUUCCUGACCCGGAGAAUCUACACCCCGGAGCCCGCGGAGCACCGACCUGCCGACCUACCGGCGCAGGCUUCGGAGCAGGGGGCGGGACCCAUGGUAGUAACUGUGUUACAAAUGCAGACCGUCAAUGGGGAAAAAGAAGAAGGAACCUACGUCGUGAAAUUCGAAACAGGAGAAAAUUGA